Messenger RNA from Drosophila pseudoobscura, 1233 nucleotides. It is a transcript of the gene ato, whose product is annotated as atonal. Bases 52 to 1047 code for a protein of 331 amino acids. Gene Ontology annotation, biological process: sensory organ development; positive regulation of transcription by RNA polymerase II; axon development. The record is from RefSeq and is a predicted model, not a curated record. The transcript has a single exon. Gene Ontology annotation, molecular function: DNA-binding transcription factor activity, RNA polymerase II-specific; E-box binding; protein dimerization activity. Gene Ontology annotation, cellular component: nucleus. NCBI's taxonomy places the organism in Eukaryota, Metazoa, Arthropoda, Insecta, Diptera, Drosophilidae.
GCGAACGGUUCAUCAUUCUGUACAUUCAUCCACAUCCACAUAUCAUCCAACAUGUCGUCCAGUGAAAUCUAUCGCUAUUACUACAAGACGUCCGAGGAUUUGCAGGGCUUCAAGACAGCCGCAACUGAGCCCUACUUCAAUCCGAUGGCCGCCUACAGUCCGGGCAUGACCCACUAUCAGUUCAAUGGCAACGCUUUGGCCAACUCCAGCAGCUACUUGGCGGGAAACGGCUUCAUCAGCUUUGAGCAGGCCAGCUCCGAUGGCUGGAUCACUUCGUCGCCGGCCAGCCAUCGUUCAGAGAGUCCCGAAUACGUUGAUCUCAAUACCAUCUACAACAAUGGCUGCAACAUGGGUCACCAGCACGCUCAGCAGUACGGACUCAGUCUGGAGCAGGCACAAGCAGCAGCAGCACCGCCACCAUCCAUCGCAGAAGUACCGAUGGCUCCAUCGGUACCGUCAGUGGAGGUCAUGGGCUCCUCCAAUGUGGGCACUUGCAAGACAGUGCCAGCAGCUCCUGUCGCAGUCAAGACCAAGCGCAGCUAUACCAAGAAGAAUCAACAGACUGCCUCCACAGCUACAGCCACAGCCACCUCCUCAUCCACCAGCAGUGCCCCCAGCUCCACGGCAACGGCAACGGCUCCGGCAAAUCUCUACGCUGAUGAGUUCCAGAGCUUUGACUUUGACAACUCCGCUCUGUUCGAUGACAGCGUGGAGGAUGACGACGAUCUAAUGUUGUUUGGCAGCGGGGCCGAGGACUUUGACGGCAACGACGGCUCCUUCGAUCUGGCCGAUGGCGACAGUGAAGAUGCUUCGGGAUCUACUUCCGGCAAGAAGCGUCGCAACAAGCAAAUCUCGCCGGUGGUCAAGCGGAAGCGUCGCCUGGCUGCCAAUGCACGCGAGCGUCGUCGCAUGCAGAAUCUUAACCAGGCCUUCGAUCGUCUCCGCCAGUAUCUGCCCUGCCUGGGAAACGAUCGUCAGUUGUCCAAGCACGAGACCCUGCAAAUGGCCCAAACCUAUAUCUCCGCGUUGGGUGAUCUGCUCCGCUAAGAGGGCGAGCGGAGAGGACACCAAAGUUAUAAAUUAGUUAUUGUUGGAGCCUUGCCAAAUGUUGUACCUUUAAUGCCUGUAAAUAGCUAGGAGCCCAGUAGUAAAUUAUCGCUUGUUUAUUGUUUAGUUAAUUAGUUUAAAUGGAGGACAAUGAUUCAGAUUAAAACAAAAUAAAACAACAAGUAA